UCUGCUUACUGGGGACACCUUGCCUGACAAGCAGGGACCUUGUGAUGGAUGGGAUAUCAGUAGGGGAGGGAAACAAGCACAGGGGGAGAAGAAAUUUGCACAAGGUCAUCCACCUCUCAUCUGCCUGUUAGUUGGCAGGCGGAAGAUUCAGCUGGGAACAACUUGUUGGGGGAGAUGACAUUCUAGUGAACAAUGAACCAGUCAGUCCGGGAGCCAGAUAAUUACGGUGCAGCCGCGUGAAGUGAGGAUUGUGGAGCCAUUGAGAAGACGCAGCCAAGUACAGAGGAGUGGGAGCAGCCGCCUGGAGCAGCCGAACUCUGCCCUGUGGCCCUCCUGUGUGAGUGGCAUGCGGCACCCUUGGACUGGCCCUGUGUCCUCUGGCCUGCUGCCCCACCCCCCCAGGAGGCCCUGACGCCCUGGGGCACUUCUGCUCUGCGCAGGAUCACGUGGGGGUUUGCCAUGGUGACAUAAAGGGGCGCAGAGGAAGGAAGGAGCAAGGCCAGCCUGCAGACUGCGCCCCUGGCAGGGAGGAAGGCCGGGGCAGAUCCUCCACGCCCACUGCCCCCUGAGGGCUUCGCUUCCUAAGCCUCUGUGAAUUUCUUGGUCAGUGGACAACUCUCGAGUCUCCUGUGUGGGGCCUUGGGGAGGCCAGGGCAGGCCAGGCCUCCGGUGGCUGAGGUCUCGGGGGCCAGGAUGCCUGCCCUGGCAUGCCUCCGGAGGCUGUGUCGGCAUGUGUCCCCACAGGCUGUCCUGUUUCUGCUGUUCGUCUUCUGCCUGUUCAGUGUUUUCGUCUCCGCCUACUACCUGUAUGGCUGGAAGCGGGGCCUGGAGCCUUCAGUGGAUGCCCCUGAGUCCGACUGUGGGGACCCGCCGCCUGUGGCCCCCAGCCGCCUGCUGCCGCUGAAGCCCGUGCAGGUGGUCACCCCUUCCCGCACAGACCCGCUGGUCCUGGUGUUCGUGGAGAGCCUCUACUCGCAGCUGGGCCAGGAGGUAGUGGCUAUCCUGGAGUCCAGCCGCUUCAAGUACCGCACGGAGAUCGCGCCGGGCAAGGGGGACAUGCCCACCCUCACCGACAAGGGCCGGGGCCGCUUCGCCCUCAUCAUCUACGAGAACAUCCUGAAGUACGUCAACCUGGACGCCUGGAACCGUGAGCUGCUGGACAAGUACUGUGUGGCCUACGGUGUGGGCAUCAUCGGCUUCUUCAAGGCCAAUGAGAACAGCCUGCUGAGCGCACAACUCAAGGGCUUCCCGCUGUUCCUGCACUCGAACCUGGGCCUGAAGGACUGCAGCAUAAACCCCAAGUCCCCACUGCUCUAUGUGACGCGGCCCAGCGAGGUGGAGAAGGGCGUGCUGCCUGGUGAGGACUGGACCGUGUUCCAGUCGAACCACUCCACAUAUGAGCCAGUGCUGCUGGCCAAGACGCGUUCUUCCGAGUCCAUCCCACACCUGGGCGCCGAUGCCGGCCUGCAUGCUGCCCUGCAUGCCACCGUGGUGCAGGACCUGGGCCUCCAUGAUGGCAUCCAGCGUGUGCUGUUCGGCAACAACCUCAACUUCUGGCUGCACAAGCUUGUCUUUGUGGACGCCGUGGCCUUCCUCACGGGGAAGCGCCUGUCGCUGCCUUUGGACCGCUACAUCUUGGUGGACAUCGAUGACAUCUUUGUGGGCAAGGAGGGGACGCGCAUGAAGGUGGAGGACGUGAAGGCCCUGUUUGACACACAGAAUGAGCUGCGAGCACACAUCCCAAACUUCACCUUUAACCUGGGCUACUCAGGGAAAUUCUUCCACACAGGUACGGACGCCGAGGAUGCUGGGGAUGACCUGUUGCUGUCGUAUGUGAAGGAAUUCUGGUGGUUCCCCCACAUGUGGAGCCACAUGCAGCCCCACCUUUUCCACAACCAGUCUGUGCUGGCUGAGCAGAUGGCCCUGAACAAGAAGUUCGCUGUCGAGCACGGCAUCCCCACGGACAUGGGGUACGCCGUGGCGCCCCACCACUCGGGCGUGUACCCCGUGCACGUGCAGCUGUACGAGGCGUGGAAGCAGGUGUGGAGCAUCCGCGUGACCAGCACGGAGGAGUACCCACACCUGAAGCCGGCCCGCUACCGCCGCGGCUUCAUCCACAACGGCAUCAUGGUCCUCCCAAGGCAGACCUGUGGCCUCUUCACACACACCAUCUUCUACAAUGAGUAUCCCGGCGGCUCCAGUGAGCUGGACAAGAUCAUCAAUGGGGGCGAGCUCUUCCUCACUGUGCUCCUCAACCCCAUCAGCAUCUUCAUGACACACCUGUCCAACUAUGGGAACGACCGCCUGGGCCUGUACACCUUUAAGCAUCUGGUGCGUUUCCUGCACUCCUGGACCAGCCUGCGGCUGCAGACGCUGCCACCCGUGCAACUGGCCCAGAAGUACUUCCAGAUCUUCUCUGAGGAGAAGGACCCCCUCUGGCAGGACCCCUGCGAGGACAAACGCCACAAAGACAUCUGGUCCAAGGAGAAGACAUGUGACCGCUUCCCAAAGCUCCUUAUCAUUGGCCCUCAGAAAACAGGUACCACGGCCCUCUACUUAUUUCUGGGAAUGCAUCCGGACCUAAGCAGCAACUACCCCAGCUCAGAGACCUUUGAGGAGAUCCAGUUUUUUAACGGCCACAACUAUCACAAAGGCAUCGACUGGUACAUGGAGUUCUUCCCCAUCCCGUCCAACACCACCUCUGACUUUUACUUUGAGAAGAGUGCCAACUACUUUGAUUCUGAAGUGGCGCCCCGGCGGGCAGCUGCCCUGUUGCCCAAGGCCAAGAUCCUCACCAUCCUCAUCAACCCUGCGGACCGGGCCUAUUCUUGGUACCAGCACCAGCGUGCCCAUGAUGACCCCGUGGCCUUGAAGUACACCUUCCAUGAGGUGAUCACAGCUGGACCUGAUGCGUCCUCGAAGCUGCGUGCCCUCCAGAGCCGCUGCCUGGUCCCCGGCUGGUACGCCACCCACGUUGAGCGCUGGCUCAGCGCCUUCCACGCCAACCAGAUUCUGGUCUUGGAUGGCAAACUGCUGCGAACAGAACCUGCCAAAGUGAUGGACACAGUGCAGAAAUUCCUCGGGGUGACCAACAUCAUCGACUACCACAAGACCUUGGCGUUUGAUCCAAAGAAAGGAUUUUGGUGCCAGCUGCUCGAAGGAGGAAAAACCAAGUGUCUGGGCAAAAGCAAGGGCCGGAAAUACCCAGAGAUGGACCUGGAUUCCCGAGCCUUCUUGAAGGACUACUACCGGGACCACAACGUUGAGCUUUCUAAGCUGCUGUACAAGAUGGGCCAGACGUUGCCCACCUGGCUGCGGGAGGACCUCCAGAGCACCAGGUAGCCAUGGCCACCACUGCCAGACUGAACACCUGUGACAGCCGGGCCGGACGAACCUGCGGAGAGGGAGCGAGCCGGGCUGGCCAGGCACUUACGAGCAAUACCCUGCCGAAGCCCACGCAGGGCCGGGAGAAGUGAGGCAGGUCCACAAGCGCCUCAGAGCCUCCACUGCUGGGUCUGUGGCCUACUGGAUCUCCCAGCACCAGAGGUCCAUUCUGUUCACAACCUCCCCGGAGAAGGCCACUUCCCGAUGGUGGAAGGCCACUUCUUGGUGGGAGGGAGUUCACGAGACUCUCUCCUGUCCCUCACUGUGUUCUACCAACCACCCCCUCUUUUUCAUCCCUGUCCCUGCUCCAGCAGGGUGUCCCCUCAGUAUUAGCUGCCAUAUUUUCCCUGUCCUCCAGACAGUAAGGGAGAAGAGCCCAGCUGGGUCUUUUGCCAAACCAGGGAGAAAGACUGGACAUUUCCCUGAGUGUUUUGAGCCAAGGCCUUCACAGGGGUCAGCUGGGUGCCAGGAGUGGUUCUUGGGUGGAUGUGAGGGUGGCCAUCUUGAGAGAACGC
Fukomys damarensis (Damara mole-rat) is the source of this 3899-nucleotide messenger RNA. It is a transcript of the gene Ndst1, whose product is annotated as N-deacetylase and N-sulfotransferase 1. The record is from RefSeq and is a predicted model, not a curated record. The transcript has 16 exons. NCBI's taxonomy places the organism in Eukaryota, Metazoa, Chordata, Mammalia, Rodentia, Bathyergidae. The coding region runs from base 694 to 3342 and encodes 882 amino acids. Gene Ontology annotation, molecular function: deacetylase activity; heparan sulfate N-sulfotransferase activity. Gene Ontology annotation, cellular component: Golgi apparatus.